CUCGACUCCACCCCAUCACCUCGCUCUCACCCGCUCAGCACUGCUCCACGCCACGCCUACUCGCUAGCCUGCGCCGCUCAUCUCGCUCCCGGCGUCCAUCAGCAGCGAACAGCGCCACAGUCGCCCCAGCCCGCGGUGUAGCGCGGCGCGCGCUGGCCCAGCAUGCACAUCAAGACCCUGACGAUCCAGGGCUUCAAGAGCUACAAGGACCAGACGAGUCUGGAGGAGUUCAGCCCGGGAAGCAACGUCAUCGUCGGGCGCAAUGGCAGCGGCAAGUCCAACUUCUUCUCAGCGAUCCGCUUCGUGCUCUCCGAUGCGUACACGUCCAUGUCGCGCGAGGAGCGGCAGGCGCUGCUCCACGACUCCUCGUCGUCGGUGUCGACGACGCUGAGCGCCUUCGUCGAGAUCAUCUUUGACAACUCCGACGGGCGCUUCCCGACGGCGGCCGGCUCAGGCUCGGGCAGCGGCGCCGAGGUGGUGCUGCGCCGCACGAUCGGCCUGAAGAAGGACGAGUACUCCAUCGACCGGCGGAGCGCCAACAAGGCCGACGUGGCCAACCUGCUCGAGGCCGCCGGCUUCAGCCGCAGCAACCCCUACUACAUCGUGCCGCAGGGAAGAAUCACGCACCUGACGAACAUGAAGGAUCGCGAGCGCCUUGACCUGCUCAAGGAGGUGGCGGGCACGCGCGUGUAUGAGACGCGGCGAGCAGAGAGUCUGAAGAUCAUGGACGAGACCGACUCGAAGCGGACGAAGAUCAACGAGCUGCUCGAGUACAUCGAGGCGCGGCUGAGCGAGCUCGACGAGGAGAAGGAGGAGCUAAAGCAGUACUACGAGAAGGACAAGGAGCGCCGCUGCCUCGAGUACGCGCUGUACUACCGCUCGCUGCAGGACCAUAUUGCCAAGCUGGAGGAGCUGGAGGACAAGCGCCGCGGUGAGGCCGACGCCAGCAACGCCAAGCAGCGCACCUUCAACGACCGCGAGAAGACGCUCUCGGACCUGAAGAACGAGCUGCAGACUCUGCAGCAGGAGGCCGAGCAGGUCAAGCUGGAGAAGGAGUCGCUGCGCAACGAGCGCCGCGAGCUCGUGCGUCAGCGGGCGCUGCUCGAGGCCCGUGUCGGCGACGAUGAAGAGGGCGCUGGCAGCGCCGCCAAGGACGAGAUGGAGGCGCAGCUGGAGCGCGUCGAUGGGCGUAUCAGCGAGCUCGAGGGCGAGCUGAUGGGCCUGCUGCCGACGUACGAGGACCAGCGCCAGGCGCUGGACGAGGCGCGAGGCACGCUGGAGGAGGCGAACGCACGCAUCAGCGUGCUCUUUGCUCGUCAGGGUCGCAGCGCGGCCUACACGACGCAGGCGGCGCGCGACACGGCCCUCAACACGGAGAUCGCAUCGCUGCGUGCGCACGUUGAGCGCGAGACUGCGCGGCGGACGCAGUGGGCUGCCGACCGCGAGACGGAGCAGCGCCGGCUCGAGACUGCCCGGGCGGCUCUGGCAGAGAAGUCUGCGCUGCUCGAGGAGCGGCGGCAGUUCAACAAGGAAGGCGCGGCCGAGUGGGAGGAGCUCAACGCGCGCCGUGACGAGCUGCUGGAGCGGAAGAAGGGCCUCUGGAAGGAGGAGACCAAGCUCAGCUCGACCAGCACGUACGCCAACGAGAACCUCGUCACUGCCAAGCGGGCGCUGGCCGGCACGAUGAGCCGCACUACUGCCAUGGGCCUGCAGGCUGUCGAGGAGGUCUCGCGCCGCCACGGCCUCGACGGGGUGCACGGCCCGCUGUACUCGCUCUUCACGGUCGACGACAAGUACAAGACUGCAGUCGAGACGACAGCUGGCGAGAGUCUCUUCCACAUCGUUGUUGACACCGACGAGACGGCUGCGCGCCUGCUUGACAUCAUGACGAAGGAGCGCCUCGGCCGCGUCACCGCUGUGCCGCUCAACCGCAUCAAGAACAAGGACGUCAACUUCCCGCAGGCGGCCGACGCCAUCCUCAUGAUCAAGAAGCUCAACUUCGACCGCAAGUACACGGCAGCUCUGCAGCAGGUGUUUGGCAAGACGAUCAUCUGCCCGAACCUCGAGAUCGCCGGCGCGUACGUGCGCAGCCACAGCCUCAAUGCCAUCACGCUCGACGGCGACAAGGUGGAGCGCAAGGGCUCGCUGCACGGCGGCUACCACGACCCCAAGCGCUCGCGCCUGGACGCCGUGCGCGACGUCAAGAAGUGGGCCGAUGCGCAUGCCGCAUCGUCCGCGGCGCUGGCCGAGAUCAAGACGGCCAUUGACAGCGUCGAGCAGGAGGUCGCCUCGAUCGAGGGCAGCCUGCAGAAGCUCAAGUCGCGCAGCACGCGCGCUGCCGCUACGCGCGACGGCCUGAUCAACGACAUGGCUGCCCUGCGCGACGAGGAGGGCGAGGCGCGUCGGCGGAUAGAGGUCCUGCUCGACGCCGAGACGCGCGUCGAACGUGACCUGGCGAGUGCGCUGAGCGCAGUCACUGCCAUGGAGCAGGAGCUGCAGACGCCCUUGACUGCCGGUCUCUCGAACGAGGAGGUGGCCGAGCUCGAGGAGCUUAACGCCCGCGUCGAUGCACAGCAGGCCGUCGUUGCCGAUCUGUCGGAGCGGCUUGGACAGACCUCGAGCGAGAAGCGCACGCUCGAGAUCGAGCUGAACGACAACCUCAAGCGCGAGCGCGACAAGCUCGCCGCACAGCUCGAGGCGCUGGCCGGCGAGGACUUGCUCGGCGCCGGCGGCGCAGGCGUCGGCGCCAACAGUGCAGAGUCGCGCAAGCGUGAGCUCGCCAGCGCGCGGCGCCAGAUCGAGGAGCGCGAGAAGCGGCUCGAGGCGAUCGAGAAGGAGCAGGACGAGCUGCAGAAGAAGAUCAAGUCUGCGUCGGAGCGCCACGAGAAGACGCGCAACGAGCAGGUCAGCGACGCGCGCGAGAUUGAGCGCGGCGAGAAGAGCCUGCAGCGCUACCUCUCGCAGAAGCAGAUCUUCACCGCCAAGAAGGACCAGGAGAACAAGAACAUCCGUGACCUUGGCGUGCUGCCCGACGAGGCGUUUGAGAAGUACCUGCGUACGAACAACGAGAAGGUCGUCUCGCGCCUGCACAAGGUCCGCGACACGCUCAGCAAGUUCACCAACGUCAACAAGAAGGCCGUCGAGCAGUACAACAGCUUCACGAAGCAGCGCGACCAGCUCAUCCUGCGGCAGAAGGAGCUGGAGCAGUCGGCCGAGUCGAUCCAGGAGCUCAUCGAGGUGCUCGACCAGCGCAAGGACGAGGCCAUCGAGCGUACCUUCAAGCAGGUGUCCAAGUACUUUGCCGAGGUGUUUGACAAGCUCGUGCCCGCCGGCAAGGGCCAGCUGAUCAUGCUGCGGCGCGCCGAGGAGAACGAGGCCGACGAUGACGAUGACGACGAGCACGAGGCCAGCUCAGUGGAGAACUACACCGGCGUGUCGAUCAAGGUCUCGUUCAACUCCAAGGUCGACGAGGGCCUGCUAAUCCAGCAGCUGUCCGGCGGACAGAAGUCGCUCGUCGCGCUGGCCACCGUGUUCGCCAUCCAGAAGUGCGACCCGGCGCCCUUCUACCUCUUCGACGAGAUCGAUGCCAACCUGGACGCACAAUACCGGACUGCCGUCGCUGCGAUGAUCCAGGAGCUGUCCGACACCGCACAGUUCAUCCUCACGACCUUCCGACCCGAGCUCGUCGAGCGUGCAGACAAGCACUACGGAGUGCUCUACACGCAGUCGAAGAUCUCGACGCUCCGCAGCAUCACCAAGGACGAGGCCUCUGCCUUCGUCGAGGCCGCCGCCGAGCCGGCCGCCGCAGCGUGAGCUGUGCGCUGCGCCCGUCCCCUCUGCUGCCCGCCUUCUGUUUGCCCUGUCUGUUCCGGCCGUGUCUUGCCGCGCGAGCAUGCCUGCCGUGUCUGUACUCUAUCCCAACGUCAUCAAUGCCCCUGCACUUCGCCAU
Messenger RNA from Tilletiopsis washingtonensis, 3949 nucleotides. Its product is annotated as putative SMC3. The record is from RefSeq and is a predicted model, not a curated record. Gene Ontology annotation, biological process: mitotic sister chromatid cohesion. Bases 163 to 3813 code for a protein of 1216 amino acids. Gene Ontology annotation, molecular function: ATP hydrolysis activity; protein binding; ATP binding. NCBI's taxonomy places the organism in Eukaryota, Fungi, Basidiomycota, Exobasidiomycetes, Entylomatales. Gene Ontology annotation, cellular component: chromosome. The transcript has 24 exons.